AUGACUGACGCAGAAGCAGCAACAGCUUCCCCCGCCACCACCCCCAGCAGCGGCGAGGCGGAGGACUCCGUCAGCCCUGACGCCCCUGCUGCUGCUGCUGCUGCUGCUGCUGCUGCUGCUGCAGCAAGGCGGCGCCGCGCCUCUGCUGCUGCUGCAGCUAGCAAGCUGCCCAAGGCUAGCCAGGAUGGGGACUCGGAAGCAGCAGCAGCAGCAGCAGCAGCAGCAGAAGGCCCGCAGGCGCGCAGCAGCGCAGCAAAGGCAGCAGCAAACGAGAUUGAAAACACAACUAAUUGCUGCUGUCCUUCCAAACUGGAUUUCUUUGACCCGAAUUCAGACAUUGCCAAAUCUCCCUACAGAGGAUUCGCCACGCUUCUCUUCAUUUGCUCGGCUUUUUAUUUAGUGGCAAACCCUGUAAUGCGUUGGUACGAAAGAGGAGAGUACUUUGACACUUCGUUGGCCGUCAGCAUGUUUUACGACUUCUUUUACCUGCAGCAGCAGCAGCAGCAGCAGCAGCAGCAGCAGUACCAGCACCAAAAGCACCAGCAGCACCAGCACCAGCACCAAAAGCACCAGCAGCACCAGCACCAGCACCAAAAGCACCAGCAGCAGCAGCAGCAGCAGCACCAAAAGCACCAGCAGCAGCAGCAGCAGCAGCAGCAGCAGCAGCAGCAGCAGCAGCAGCAGCAGCAGCAGCAGCGGUGCGUGCAGGGCGUACGUGCUGCACGUGUUGUUCCUGAAGAACUGCAUCGGCCGGCGGACUCUUUUCGCCUGCCAGCAUUUGACGCAAUGCACUCCUACACAGAAAUCAAUCUGGAGUUCCACCGAAAAAGAAAUACUGCAGAAGCAUGCAAGCAUUACCCUGGCAACGUUAAUCUGCCGAACUUCUUCUACUACAUGGUGGUCCCGUCGCUUGUCUAUGAGCCGCAGUUCCCCCGCGGCAAAGGAUUCCGCCCCGCCUACUUUGUUUGGAAACUCAUUUCCCUCGCUAGCGCAAUGGUAAGCAGCAGCAGCAGCAGCAGCAGCAGCAGCAUGAGCAGCAGCAGCAGCAGCAGCAGCAGCAGCAGCAUGAGCAGCAGCAGUAGCAGCAGCAGCGGCAGAGGCCGCAGCGACAGUGAUUGUAAAUGCAGCAGUACACACUGUCAGCGGCUCCAGCGCAUCUCCUAG
Molecule: messenger RNA, 1164 nt
Organism: Eimeria necatrix
Lineage: Eukaryota; Apicomplexa; Conoidasida; Eucoccidiorida; Eimeriidae
Product: sterol O-acyltransferase, putative
Exons: 6
Coding region: 1-1164 (387 amino acids)
Source: RefSeq, a predicted model, not a curated record